AAAUAGUGAGGUUAGAUUCGUUUGUCAUUUAUUUCCUAACCAAAAAUACUAUGUUAUCUUCGUAUUUUCGAUCAAAUUUAAUCGCAAAUCCCAUUUUGCGCCGAGCGUUUAGUACAACCCCGAUAAAACCUUCGGAAUCGGCCCCAACGAUUUCAGCAGUUUUUCGAAACAUCACCAAAGAUCGAACUAAAGAGGUACCAGUUGAAACGAGCGUGGAGUAUUUAAAAAGUGACGCAUAUAAACAAACUUAUGGGGGUAAACCCGUUUGGGUUCUGUACAGAAGAAAUCAUAAAGGAUCGAUUCCACCUAGACGCACCAGAAGGACUUGUAUUCGCCAGGGGCAAAUAAGCACUGGAAAUCCUUGCCCAAUAUGCAGAGAUGAGUAUUUGGUUCUUAACGAAACCAACAUCGAAUUAUUGAAUCAAUUUAUUUGUCCGCAUACGCAAGUUGUUUUAGACACAUCAAAAACGGGUUUGUGCAGAAAAUCUCAUCAACAAUUAUUAGUUGCUAUUGAUAGAGCUAGAGAUAAAGGGUUGAUAACGUUUGAUGUACCUUUUCGUAAAUACAAUUAUUCAGAGUAUAAGUAAUAAUGGAAGCUACUUUUGUAAUU
Molecule: messenger RNA, 610 nt
Organism: Onthophagus taurus
Lineage: Eukaryota; Metazoa; Arthropoda; Insecta; Coleoptera; Scarabaeidae
Gene: mRpS18B
Product: mitochondrial ribosomal protein S18B
Biological process (GO): mitochondrial translation
Cellular component (GO): ribosome; mitochondrion
Molecular function (GO): structural constituent of ribosome
Source: RefSeq, a predicted model, not a curated record